This is a messenger RNA of Closterium sp. NIES-65, 523 nucleotides long. NCBI's taxonomy places the organism in Eukaryota, Viridiplantae, Streptophyta, Zygnematophyceae, Desmidiales, Closteriaceae. The record is from the annotation of a GenBank genome assembly.
AUGGAGCACCGCGCCCGUUCCGCCCUCCGCCGCUUCGCCGCACUAACUCUCGCCGCCGGCCUCGUCGCGCUGGCCGUGCUCGUCGCGCCGACCACCGCCGGCGAUGCGUAUCUCCCUCCGUACUUCGGCGCGCCGAGCGGCACGGGCAUUUACUUCGUGCCGCAAGCUGGGAAUCGGUUCGCCAAGGGUGGGGUGGUGAGGGUGCGGUGGGACACGUCGAUUGGGUUUCUCGACAUGACGUGCAAGCGACUCACCUUCUUCCAGACCCCGCGCUGCAGGGGGCGCCCCUACCUGGCGCUCAUGCGCCCCGACAAGCGCGGCGGGCGGAUGAGCGACGACGAGAUGCAAGCCAUGCUCACACGCAGGGUUCUCCCUCCUGCCCAAGUGCCCAAGUCGGUCAAAUGCGAGUUCGGCUGCGACGCUAAGUGCGGGAAGGUGGCGGUGUGCCUUAAGAGGAAUGGCAAGCCCCAGUGCGUGUGCCCUGGCGACGGCAUCUACAAUGCCGCUGACAAGACAUGCAAAG